Molecule: messenger RNA, 2094 nt
Organism: Penicillium chermesinum
Lineage: Eukaryota; Fungi; Ascomycota; Eurotiomycetes; Eurotiales; Aspergillaceae
Exons: 4
Coding region: 1-2094 (697 amino acids)
Biological process (GO): DNA-templated transcription; regulation of DNA-templated transcription
Molecular function (GO): zinc ion binding; DNA binding; DNA-binding transcription factor activity, RNA polymerase II-specific
Source: RefSeq, a predicted model, not a curated record
AUGUCGGACACCAAGAGCUCUGGCGCAGGGCCGCAACACCCGCCCUCACAGCCCAAGAUGCAGCGAAUCUUGGCCUGCGUGAAUUGCCAGCAGCGCAAAGUCAAGUGCAAUCGCCAAUUUCCUUGUGCCAAUUGUCUCCGGCUCAAAACACAAUGUGUCCCGGCAACGCAGACACGCCCACGGAAGCGUCGAUUCCCCGAACGGGAGCUCCUAGGUCGUCUCCGCCAGUACGAAGAUCUACUUCGCCAGAAUAACGUACCGUUUGAUCCACUCCACAAAGAACAAGGGCCAACGGCAAAUGGGGAGGAUGACGAGUCGGAUGAUGAGCAGCUUGCAGACGCAGCUCCAUCUGCUUCCACUCCUUCCACAUCGCCCAAGGAUAUUUGGCGGGCUAUGAGCGGCGGGUUCCCAACUCCCAAUCCAGGUUAUGCGUUGACCGAAAGCGCUCCCGAGUCAGCGGUGAAAGUGUCGUGGGAUCAGUCGUUUCAAAGCGAUGACCAUAUUAUUCUGACUUCACGCAAAGAGCUUGUUGACAUCUCGACGCUCCAUCCAGAGCCAGUACACAUCUUUAGGCUCUGGCAAAUAUACCUUGAAAACGUAAAUCCCCUCUUAAUGGUCACGCAUCAUCCCAGUCUUCAAAGCAAAAUCAUCGAGGCGGCUUCCAAUACGUCAAACCUCAACGCCCAUCUCGAAGCCCUCAUGUUCAGCAUAUACAGCAUGGCCGUCGGGAGUCUCCCGGCGGCUGAAUGCGAAGCCCUCUUUGCUUUGUCAAGGGAUGAUCUUUUGACGAGGUAUCAGUUCGGCUGUCAACAAGCCCUCUUGAACUGCCGGUUCCUCCGAACUGAUAAUCGCGACUGCUUGACAGCAUAUCUUCUGUUUCUUGUAUCACUGCAUGCCAGAAUGCAUCCCCGGUCUCUAGGAUCAAUGUUAGCUAUUGCAGUGAGUAUCGCACAACGCAUGGGAAUACACAAUGAAUCAGAUCUCGCGCGGUGCACUCCCUUCGAAGCCGAGAUGCGACGAAGACUGUGGUGGGCACUUGUCUGCUUUGAUGCGCGCAUAGGCGAGCUCAGCGAGUCCAAAACAUCGAUACUCAACCCGACCUGGGACUGCCGAGUCCCUCUCAAUGUGAAUGAAUCCAGUCUCUGGCCAGAAAUGAAAGUGCCUCCUAGCCCUCGUGGAGAUGCCACUGAAACAAUGUUCAUUGUAACCCGCAGUGAGCAUGCGGAAUAUGUGCGAAAUGCUCCAUUCCACUGUGAAUUCAGCAAUCCGGCCAUGAAACUUCUCACCAAGUCAUACGGGGAAAUGAACACCUUUGAAAACAAAAUCCAUCACCAAUAUCUCCAGUUCUGCGAUGAGGGCAAUUCGCUUCAUUGCAUGGCUGUUUGGAUGUCCCAUGUACAGCUUUCCAAAAGUCAUCUAUUGGAAAGUUAUGCGAAGAACAUGGACGCUGCGAAACACCUGACAGGGUCCCAAAUCGAGUCUGGCAUCCAGCAUGCUUUUCGCAUGCUCGAGUGCGACACCAAAAUGUUGACGUCGUCUCUCACUAAAGGGUACACUUGGAUCAUCUCUUUCUACUUCCCCUUCCCUGCUUACGCGCACAUUGUACAAGAACUGGUAGCUCGACCUGCCGGGAAGCAUGCAGAACGAGCAUGGGAGAUUAUGAACAGCAAUUACGAGGCCCGGUUUGCUUCGGAGGAUACGCCGGUCGAUGGCCUUUUUGGAGUGUUCUCGGGCGUCGUGUUAAAGGCCUGGGAAGUUCUAGAAAAAGUUGCCAGUGAUGCAGGGGAGCAAAAGGCCCCUCCAAAGAUCGUGCGGAGUAUCAACCGAAGGAUUCACAAAUCUACACAGCGUGCAGCAAAUGCCCCUGCUGUGCCGAAUAAUGGAGUGGCCACCGAUCUGAGCACUACCCCCCAAUCUAUGCCAGUGGAUGGGAGUGAGUAUAUGUUCUACGGGAUGGGCGAGCCAUCGAACAUCCCAUGGGUAGAUCCCAGGAUGCUCGCAAACAUGGGGCCCGGUCAGCCAUCCGGGCCGGACAUGAGCCAUCUCAACUGGGCGUCGAUGGUCUGGGGGUUGCGUAAUGGCCGCGGGUGGUAA